AGUGCCAGGCGGGGCUACGUUGGGUGGAGUUACGGCUUCCGCGCGUCAACAGUGUGCCUCUCGCGUCCCUGACGUUCGCACGCCUCUCUGCCCAGUCCCGACGCCACGCCGCUGCCUUUCCGCCGUGCUCACUCGCUCGCGCGCGCCCGUUUGUGUGUGUGUAUGUGUGGACGCGUGCUGCCUGGAGGAGGAGGAACAUUUCGUGCCUCAGCGUCUGCCCGGUUGAUGCUUCGGGCCAUGAAGCCUCUGGUGCGGCCGCUGACACGUGGACGAGGCGCCUCGACCUUCAAGCACUUCUGAUGCACUUCGGUGCGGCUUCAAGGGAGUCUGCAGGCGCGGCGGGCUGGUGCGGGAUUCUCGAUCGUAUGACUGAGGAUAUCUUGAUGCAAGAAAGAUACUCGUAACCUCGCGUCGACAACAUAUAGAGAAGAGAGUUCACAGACAGACAGAAACGUCGGGCGGAGAUACAUAGAUAAAUAGAGAAAGAUAGAGCGAGCGAGCGAGCGAGAGAGAGAAAGAGAGAGAGAGAGAGAGAGAGAGAGAGAGAGAGAGAGAGAGAGAGAGAGAGAGAGAGAGAGAGAGAGAGAGAGAGAGAGAGAGAGAGAGAGAGAGAGAGAGAGAGAGAGAGAGAGAGAGAGAGAGAGAGAGAGAGAGAUACGUGAAGAGAGAGAGAGGCUCAGAGAUGCGGACUUAGAAAUAAACGGCAUCUGCAUCCUUCUUGGAAGACUGUUGAAAACACAAUCGGUAAUUAUGGUACUGAGUGACAACAACUUGGAGCUACAGAGGAUUCACGGGAAAGGACAUUGAAAAGGGAGAAAGAAGUAUAAAGAGAAUAGAAAAAGAAAGAGAAUCUACGAUAUAUUUUGGCGGGAGAAGAGGAGGAGAAGGGGAGGAGGGGAGAGUGAUUAAAGUUUUAGAAGAAGAUAAAAAGAAAAUAGAACAGUCGACAUAUACGGGCAAGACAAGAGGAGAGACAAUGGAGUAGCUGAUAAAUUCUGAAGAAACAAGAUACCCAUGUGUUAACAGUACAAAAGCUUUCGCACGCGGCCCAGACGAGCGAGGUCCUAGCGGAGCCCUGAGUCCAGGAAGAUGUCUGCCCACAGGAGGGUGGAGGCGACAGUUCUGGCAUGGGCUUGGAUAUCCUGGCUGGCCUCCGUCGCGCUGUUCAUGGGUCAGAUCAGGUCGGAAGUCGCGGCCACCGGGGUGCAGCUGGACGGUGACCUCAUCCUGGGAGGCCUGUUCCCCGUGCACGAGAAAGGGGACAAGACGCCAUGCUCGUCUGCCGUGUACGACCGCGGCCUGCAGCGCCUGGAGGCGAUGCUGUACGCGGUCGACCUGAUCAACAAGGACCCCGUUCUCCUGCCCAACAUCACGCUGGGCGUCCACAUCCUCGACACUUGCUCUAGGGACACCUACGCCCUGAACCAGUCGCUGGAAUUCAUCCGAGUGUCCCUGGACGCGCUGGACACUUCCGGGCUGGAGUGCUCGGACGGAAAGGAACCGCGCGUCAAGUACCGAGCCAAGCCCGUGCGCGGCGUCGUCGGGGGCUCCUAUUCGUCCGUGAGCCUCCAGGUGGCCAACCUGUUCCGACUGUUCCACAUCCCGCAGGUGAGCCCCGCCUCCACCGCCCGGGCGCUCUCCGACAAGGACCGCUACGAGUUCUUCGCGCGGACGGUCCCGCCGGACACCUUCCAGGCCAUGGCCAUGAUGGACGUGAUGCAGCUCUUCAACUGGUCCUACAUCUCCACCAUCUACUCCGAAGGAUCCUACGGCGAAUUCGGCAUCGAGGUCAUCCACAACUUGGCCGGCGCGAGGAACAUCUGUAUCGCCGUUUCGGAGAAGAUCCCGCACAACGCCGACCACCGCCUCUACGAGGACAUCGUGAUGAGCCUCCUGAAGAAGCCCACGGCGAGGGCGGUGGUCCUCUUCACGCGCGCAGAGGAUGCAAGAGGAGUCCUGGCGGCCGCCCACCGCCUGAACCUGACGUCCCACUUCCACUGGAUCGCGUCGGACGGCUGGGGCAAGCAGAGCCACCUGGUGGAGGGGCUGCAGGACGUGGCCGAGGGCGCCAUCACCGUCGAACUCACGAGCCAGCCGGUGAGAGGUUUCGAUGAGUACAUGGCGUCCCUGACCCCGACCAACAACAAACGGAAUCCCUGGUUUAAGGAAUACUGGGAGACGUUCUUCGGGUGUAAACUAGGUCCUCCUGGAAGCGACCUCAGUUGCCCUCAACAUCGAAGAAUAACCAAGGAGGCGGGAUAUCAACAAGACCCCAAGGUCCAGUUCGUGAUGGACGCCGUGUACGCGUUCGCCUACGCCCUGUCGGAGCUCCAGCGCAGCUCCUGCCCGGCGGAGAGCCACGUAUGUGACGCCAUGAACAGUUACGACGGCGGCGCCUUCUACAGGGAAUACCUCCUCAACGUUUCCUUCAAAGGUGUGGUUGGGUCGCAGGUGAAGUUCGACGAGCGCGGGGACGGUCCCGCUCGCUACACCAUCUACAACUUCCGAAAGAUACCCGGGACGACCAGUUACAACUAUAGCGUGGUCGGGACGUGGUAUAGGGAACUGAAUCUGAACCUGAGCGAGGUCUCGUGGUCUGGCAAUACUUACACCAUCCCGACUUCUGUCUGUUCGCACCCUUGCCAAGUCGGCGAGAUCAAGAUCAUGCAACAGGGCGACACGUGCUGCUGGAUCUGCACGCCCUGCAAGGACUGGGAGAUGAUGGUGGGCGAGUUCACGUGCAAGGACUGCGGCCCCGGGCGCUGGCCCUACGAGGACAAGAUGGGCUGCUACGACCUGCCGCACAAGUACAUGUCCUGGACGUCGAUCUUCGCCAUCGUGCCCGUCGCCAUCUCGUGCCUGGGCAUCAUGCUCACGCUCACCGUCAUCCUCAUCUUCUGCCGGCACGACGACACCCCCAUCGUCAAGGCGUCGGGGAGGGAGCUCUCGUACAUGCUCCUCUGCGGGAUCCUCAUCUGCUACCUCAACACCUUCCUGCUGCUCGCCAUGCCCGGGAUGGUCGUCUGCGCCCUCCAGAGGUUCGGCGUCGGGUUCGGCUUCUCGAUGAUCUACGGGGCGCUCCUCACCAAGACCAACAGGAUCUCCCGGAUAUUCGACUCUGCGUCCAGGUCAGCGCGCAGGCCCGGGUUCAUUAGCCCGAAGAGCCAGGUCAUCAUCACGUGCUCUCUUGUGUCCGUCCAGGUGGUGGCGACGGUGGUGUGGCUGAUCAUCGAGCCUCCGGGAGCCAGGUUCGACUACCCGACGCGCGACCAAGCGAUCCUCAAGUGUCGAAUCAAGGACUCCUCCUUCCUGCUGUCACUGGUCUACAACAUGUUCCUCAUCACCACCUGCACUGUCUACGCCGUCAAGACCCGCAAGAUCCCCGAGAACUUCAACGAGAGCAAGUUCAUUGGCUUCACCAUGUACACCACCUGCAUCAUCUGGCUAGCAUUUGUCCCCAUAUACUUCGGCACGGGGAACUCCUUCGAGGUCCAGAUAACGACGCUAUGCAUAGCAAUAUCCUUAUCAGCCUCGGUGGCGCUGGUAUGCCUCUACUCGCCCAAGAUCUACAUCAUAGUCUUCCACCCCGAUAAGAACGUCCGGAAGCUCACUAUGAACAGCGCCACCUACAAGAAAGCUCCCACCGCCUCGAGCGCCGUCUCAGUCAACCACGUUGCAGAAAUGACUUCAAAACGCGUCGAAGGCAGUAAGCAGGUCGGAGGGAGUGAAGCUGCACACGGUGCCGGCGACGCCCUCGCGCACGGCCACGGAGGGGGGCAGUCAGGGGGCAACGGAGAACGAGGCUCUACUCUGAAGGAGACUCCGAUCGACUAGGACUAUCCAUCCCUGAAGAACCGUCGUUACCGUAGGCUACGAGGAGAUAACUGGGCGAUAGCCGAGGCUCUCCAGCGGCAGUGCAAGAGUUACGAGGGCGUCUGAGCAUCAAGGAGCCAGGUCACGGAGGCGAGAUCAUCUCGUCGGUGCGUCGCGGUGCUCGGCGCUUCCCUUCUGAACCAGAGUGGCUUGAGCAAGAAAGAAAAACAAAAGUAAAAAAUAUAUAUAUUUAUGUAUUAUAGAAAAAAGUUCAUCGUCUUCAGGAUUUUGUGACUCAUAAUUUUCAUCCGGAAGUUUUUCGACGCAGUUGAUACAGGCUUACUAGACCAUCUGGGCUGCUGUGAUAACGGCUAAAAGCCAUAAUUUAUCGCCGACAAUAGUCGUGGACGUCAGAAACCAGGUAAAAAAGGAAAGAGGGUUACCUCAUAAAGACAAAAAAGACUAAAAGAUGUACGUUUUUUUAUCUUUCCUUCGAGGGAUUUAACGACAAACUUGAUGUCAGCACCAACCCCGCUGUGAUUUUUUAUAGAUGGAGGUACCCUCGUAAAUUGCGCAUCCACUCCCAAGUUACCUCGAAUCAUCUGAAAAUAGUGCUUUGAAGCAACGUGUGAUGAACUACAAAGCAAGUGUGGUUGUCCCACUCAGUGUGUGGAGGUGAUCCCUCAUCGCUGCCGAUGGACUCUUUCAAAGAGGUUGCUAACAAGAGCAAGACGCCUGUUCUGUCAAGGGUGACUUCACAAAGGAGAAGGAGUUGAAAUCUUAUAGUAUUCCUGUUUCUAUUUCCAAGGUGUUUUAGAGUAGUAUGCUCUUUCCCGAUGACUAUGAAACAACCAUAUCAGUAGCAUUACUUAAUUGUUAAGGUUAACAGAGCUGCCAAGCAUAUGUGUGUAUUUGUCCUGGUCAGCUCCUCGUGGAAAUGUUUUCCAAAAAAUAGUGAUUAACGCUGGUGAUUAUGUGAAUGCGUGUCUUAGGAAGAUAAUGACAUAGACGGAGAUUCGUUAAGGGUCUCUGUUGCUUGUAUUAAUUGUGUUAGGUUUGCGUCGAGGCGCUGAACUCACAGUCAGUGCCCAAGCACGACUGUGACCUCACCGAGACUGAGACUAGAUUAUUCUCGCUGGAGGAGAAGCUGGAGACGUGUUCUCGAAGUUUAAUUAGGACUGAAAUUCAUUACAUUUUACGACAAUCCAGGAGUAAUGAUGGCGAUGCCGUUGUAAAAGAAAUGAAGAUUCGUCUUGUCUAAUCGAAGUAAAGGUCCUGUAAAUAAAUAACAAAAGAAUAUCAAUAGAAAUCAUCGAACGUCCUCAACCAUUAAUAUUCCAUCAAUACACUUGAAAACAUACCGUUCUAGAAAAGAAACUAGUAAAAAAAAAAUCUAACAGCAUGUUCCAAACGCAACUCGAGCUAGAGACCUAAAUAAGCCUAGGUAGGACAAAAGACAGACAUAUCAAUAAAGAAGGUAAACUGAGGGGAACCACCUGGAAUUGGACAGGUGUGCUGGGUCGGGGCCGGAGCUCGCUGUCAGGGGUGAUUCUAUUCUUUUAUCCCACAGUUCAAAAGUUAAAGGGAUAAAAGAUUCGGCAAGUAUUUAGAAUUAUUUGUAUAUACAUAUAUACAUACAUAUAUAUACAUAUAUAUAUGUAUGUCUAUAUAUAUAUACAUAUAUAUACAUAUAUAUAUAUACAUGAUUUAUUUCCUUUGAAGUGCAUGUUCCUCUUACAUGUACUAUGGUGCUCUUUUCUAAGGUCUUCAGGCUAUAAUUUCAACAUAUUCUUGAGUAAAAAGGGAUAUGAAUUAAGUUUUACUCUUAUCUCAGUCGCCUUUUACUAUGAUGAAUUGUAUUUGGCCGAACGUCUGUUUGACCAAUUACAGACGAGAUUUGUUUAUCUUUGUGUCUCCGUCGACUGAUUUCAACCAAUCAGGAGGCGUGUCUUAAGUCGCCAAUGGUCUGUGGUUUGGACCAAUCACCGUGCGCGUCUUCUGUUACUGAGCCCGCAGGAGACGCCGCAUGGUUGUUUGGGCUUAUCUGUUAUCUCGACCUGCCUGUUCACUGUGUUUUUAUUUCGACGUUAUAGGAAUUUUGUUUUACCACGGCUGAUAAAUACUAUAUCGUUACACGAAUGGAUCUAACUGUGCGUGAUGUGUUCGAAAGCGUGCGUGAGGACGGGUUUCCCGACUUGUACUUGUCUUUGGUCUUUGUGUCGUAUAAGUGUAACAUAAUCAACUGUAAAUCUGCCAAAGAGUAUAAAGCUCAUAUCACUUAACUCUUCUACAACCUUUGCCGUGCCGUCUAACAACAGUAAAAAUACUAAAAGUUAUCAAAUAACAUGAUUAUUUCCUCGCCUUCUUACUCUCCGUUCUGACAUCAUGAAUGCAGACUUGUAUAAUACUAUCAUUAUCAUUAAGAAUUAACUGUUAACUAAUUACUUCAUUGAAAGCAACUGCCAGAACUUCUCGCACUUCUGGUAACAGCUGUUCACCAUUACAUGUUUCAGCCGAUGUCCUCGUUCUUCUCAAACAGCACUUUAAUGGUCAAGUCGUUAGCACUGAGAAUUUUCCUACUGUGUGCAUGACUGUCCGCAUGAACCGCAUGUGAAUGUGAAAAUGACAUACAAGUCUCUCUUCUCAAUGCGUGUACAUAAAGCAUCAUGUAUAUUUCAUAGGGAAUUAACUCACAAUUACUGUUAAAUGCACCUUGUACAUAUAUAUACUUAGGCAUUUGCACAAAGAUAAUACCUGACGCUUGAUUGUUGAUCGUAAUGCAUGACAAAAGGUCUAAGAAAGUAGGCGGAAAUAAAUGGAUUUACUGCGUUACGUGUUCAAUUGCUCUCUUUUCUGUCUUCUUUUCAUGCGUAGAAUAAAAGGAAAAUGUUUGCACUAUUCGUUGUCUGUGUUGCUGUGAAUAAUACAAAAUUUAUCGAUUUAUGUUUUGUAUCUUUUGUGUAUGAUUCCACAAACGUUUUCUUUCUCUCUUGGUUUCCUUUCUUCGGCACUAUUUUCGUAUCAUAAGGUCUUGAAAAAAGAUAAUGACAUGUAGAUGAUAUUAGUGUUUGUGUACUUCAGCACCUGCAAUUUCUUUCUUUCGUAAUUCGCACGACGUUUCAUCUUCUGCGCACCCGUGUUUGUUUUGAAUGUCAACACCACGGAAUACUCCAUCAGUCUUUGAUCGUAUCGCUCUGUUCCUCAUCUUCCGCAGUAAUAAUGUAGUUCUCACCUUUUACUCACCUUUUACUCAUGAUUAACGCGGCCAGAGACUGUGUACUCCUUACAUCAUUUUUAUAAUAAUCCAAAGAGAAUUUCUCGUUUUCAAUUAAUCAUCAAUAAUGUUCGGGUAGCUUUGGCCGUGGAGUAAAGGGACGGAGAGUCAUCUCUCUUUUUCGUCUUGGAACGAUUGGCGGGGAAAUCGUAAGUAGAGGCAUCGUCAGACUCAAAGUAUAAUCGAACAGAAAAAUAAAAUAUAAGAAAUCGAAUCCCGUUCGGUUCGGAGGUGGGGAUGAGAAGGGAAGGGGAGGCUGCGGGGGUGAGGUAGUGAUGGUUCCAACCGGUGAAUAAUGUCGUCAGUAAUUGUUUAUUUUACAGAUUAUGUGACAUAAUCUUCCCCUUUUCUUUUUACCGUAGAACCUAUAUUUCUCGAAAAUAUAAUAAACAUACACCUUAACGUCCUCAACAACAAAAUUUUCCAACGCCAGAUAACGAUAUACAGAAUGCCUCCGCAUUGUGAUACGCCGUUCCCGCCGUUGCCAUAAUACGACAGCGGGACCAACAGCUCCAGAUGCCACGGCAGAAGUUCGCUGGAUCCCGCUGAUUAGCAUAAUACAUGUCUGUGGAGCGGGAAAAUGCCGAGCGAGUUUUGAUCUCUCCUUCAGGAUUCGUAUAUCACUCAAACCAAUUCGAGAUAUCUGUACUUAUAAUAAAAUAUCAAUUAUUAUCGAUAUUUAUUUCAUUCGAGAAAAGAUGAAACAGUCUGAUCCUAUGCUGUUGUAGGUGACGUGCCUCUAUAUUUUUCCUUUGAAAUUUAAGACCAUGGAACAAAGUACUUAAUCCUUACAAAUGAUAGGAGAGAUACUGCGCCCCUCUUGAGAUAAUUCACACGCGUCUGAACAAACUUCUCUCUCAUGUGUGUUGUUCUUGUCAACUUACAAGUGUUGUAUGUGAUAUUUCUUUUUACAGGAAAAAAAAGAUUUUUACGUGGUACUCCGGAUGUAUUUUGUUUUCGCAUACUGAUGCAUUUGUAAUAUGUUUAAUGUUCAUGAAAUUUUGCUUAUGUUACUGUAGAUGCAUUCAUGAGAAUGUAUAAUUAAGCCUAUAGAUUGUAAUUUUAGUUUUUUACGUCUUAUUGUAAAAAAAAAAAAUGUCAGUAUAUCAGAGAAUAUGGUUUAUAAUUACAGAUUGAUUAAAUUAUUUGUGAUUUGA
Penaeus indicus is the source of this 8244-nucleotide messenger RNA. It is a transcript of the gene mGluR, whose product is annotated as metabotropic glutamate receptor-like. Gene Ontology annotation, molecular function: group II metabotropic glutamate receptor activity. Lineage: Eukaryota; Metazoa; Arthropoda; Malacostraca; Decapoda; Penaeidae. The record is from RefSeq and is a predicted model, not a curated record. Gene Ontology annotation, biological process: regulation of synaptic transmission, glutamatergic; G protein-coupled glutamate receptor signaling pathway. The transcript is spliced from 14 exons. Gene Ontology annotation, cellular component: plasma membrane. The coding region runs from base 1090 to 3834 and encodes 914 amino acids.